CGCCCCCGACGCGCACUGCAUGGCUCCGCCACACACACACCCCCGCACGCCGUGCUUCCAUGCCACCUCCGCCACGCACCGCUCCAUAACUAUCUCCGCCUCCGCGACCUCCCCUCCCCGCCUUUCCAACGACUCGAUCGAUCGACCACCAUAUAAAAUGUGCUUACGUAGCUUACACCUACUACACAUAACACAGAGCUAGCUCAUCUCCGUUCUGCUCUGCCACUGCCAGCCCAAUCCCGGGCCGACACAGCAAGCCACCGGUCCUUCUUCCGGAGUAUAUAUAGCUUGGCGCUGAAGGUGGUGGAGCGUGAUGAAUAACCAGUGUGUGCCGAGGUGGGAUCUGGACGAGACGGUUGGCGCGGGGCUCAACCCGGUGCCCGCCGGCUCGGCGCAGCGCAUGGCGUCUGGAGAUAGCGGUCUGACGGAGCCGGUCGCCAUGCCCAUGCCGGACCAGUACGACGAGGUGGCGGAGCUGACGUGGGAGAAGGGCAACAUCUUCUGGCAGGGGCUGCUCAACCGGUCGGUGCCCAAGUACCCGGCCGCGCCGGCGCCGGCGCAGAUGCACGCCAUCGGCGGCGCGGGAGAUCACCGGGAGACGCUCGAGGCAGUGGUAGGCGAGGCGGCCGCUCGCUUGUCGACUCAGUCGACGUCACACCUCGGGCAACCGUUGCGUGCAGCAGCCGCGCCUUGGCUCGGUGUGGGCGCGCCGGCCGACGGGCUCGUGCCGUGCGCGAGGGGUGACGACCCGGCGGAGGGGGACGUGCAGAGGAAGCGGGCACGGGUGGUGGGCGAGGACGGGCGGGUGUGCGCCAGCCAAGGGAGCGCCGCGCCCGGCCGCGGCGAGAGCUCGCUGCUCACUCUGGAGCCUUGCGGCACCGGCGCUGACGACUUGUGCGGGUUCACGACGACCAACAACUCCACGUCGCUGGACCAAGGCUCCCCGGAGACGGAGAACACCAGCUUCGGCGGAGGCGCCAGCGACUCCCGCUGCUUCAGCCGUCGGUCGCAGAGAGACGGGCUGUGCGACGAAGCAGAGAACGUCGUGGUCAAGGGGGAAGCUCCCAUGAGGUCGUCCAUUUCCACUAAGAGGAGCCGGGCUGCUGCCAUCCAUAACGAAUCUGAGCGUAAAAGAAGGGACAGGAUCAACCAGAAGAUGCAAACGUUGCAAAAGCUCGUCCCCAACUCAAGCAAGACGGACAAGGCGUCGAUGCUGGACGAGGUGAUCGACCACCUGAAGCAGCUGCAGGCGACGGUGCAGAUGAUGAACCGAAUGAGCAGCAUGAUGAUGCCCAUGGCCAUGCCGCAGCUGGCCCAGAUGUCCGUCAUGACCCAGAUGGCCCAGAUGGCCCAGAUGGCGCAGAUGGGCCUAGGAAUGAUGAACAUGGCCGCCGGGCCACUCGCCCAGCCCGCCUAUCCCGGCCUCGCCCAGCCCAUGAUGCACCCGUCCACGCCUUUCGUCCCCAUGCAGCCCUGGAACGCCGGCGCCGGCGCCGACCGGCAGAAGCAGCCCGCCGCCGCCGCCGUGCCGGACGCCUACUCCGCCUUCCUCGCCUGCCAAGCGGCGCAGCAGAACGCGCAGCUGCAGCAGCAGCAGCAGCAACAGCAAGCUCAACCGAACGGCAUGGAGGCGUACAGCCGGAUGAUGGCCAUGUACCAGAAGCUAGGCCAACAGCAGACCCAGCCACGCAGCUCCAAAGAGUGAUCGUACAAACUGGUACAAGCGCCUGGAUGUACAGCAUUUCCCUUUGGACAUGAAAAAUCUGUCGACGCACCGCAAGCACCCUGCAACAUCGCGUAUAUUUACACUCCAAAAACUGCACAUGAUUUGUUGUAUUGGAAUCAUUCUAGCUUGUAUAUGGUUUUGACAUCGCUUUAUUUAGCCUGUAUGUACAAGUCACCGCCAGUUGCUUACAUGAAGAAGAUGUGUUUGUAGUACUAUCACCCACUUGCACAUGAUUUGGAUUUGGACAAUGUUGAAUACAUGUGUUGCAUGUA
Messenger RNA from Hordeum vulgare subsp. vulgare (domesticated barley), 1998 nucleotides. Its product is annotated as transcription factor UNE10. Gene Ontology annotation, cellular component: nucleus. The record is from RefSeq and is a predicted model, not a curated record. Lineage: Eukaryota; Viridiplantae; Streptophyta; Magnoliopsida; Poales; Poaceae. The transcript is spliced from 5 exons. The coding region runs from base 314 to 1705 and encodes 463 amino acids. Gene Ontology annotation, molecular function: protein dimerization activity.